Penicillium antarcticum is the source of this 2910-nucleotide messenger RNA. RefSeq names its product putative DNA mismatch repair protein (Mlh3). The transcript has 2 exons. Lineage: Eukaryota; Fungi; Ascomycota; Eurotiomycetes; Eurotiales; Aspergillaceae. Gene Ontology annotation, cellular component: mismatch repair complex. Gene Ontology annotation, molecular function: ATP-dependent DNA damage sensor activity; ATP hydrolysis activity; ATP binding. Bases 1 to 2910 code for a protein of 969 amino acids. Gene Ontology annotation, biological process: mismatch repair. The record is from RefSeq and is a predicted model, not a curated record.
AUGCCUUCUUCUCAACCAAUACAAGCGCUGCCUCCUGAUGUGAUAGCAAAGAUCAAGUCAUCAACCUCAAUUUCUCAUUUGAAUGGUGUUAUUGUGGAGUUAAUCAAGAAUUCCUUGGAUGCAAAUGCACGUACGAUCUUCGUGACUGUCGACUUCAAAUGUGGUGGUUGUAUAGUUGAAGACGAUGGCGAUGGGAUCCCUCCAGCUGAAUUCGAAGCGAAGGGAGGUCUCGGCAAAGCUCACCAUACGUCUAAAUUCAAUUUGAGUGGCUCGUUUGGCCACCGUGGGUUGUUCUUGGCCUCACUGGCCUCGCUGUCUUUGUUGACUCUGACCUCUCAUCAUAUGCAACAUGAGAGCACUAACUCCAUUAUAUUGCAUCGUUCGACGCCUGUUGCGCGGCUGACCCCUGCACCGCCGCAUCAAGUGCUCCGUUCUGGCAGUCAUGGCACGUCUGUUACGGUCAAUGACCUUUUUGGGAACAUGCCAGUUCGUGUCAAGAGUCGAGCACUCGCUCUUCAGAAGUCUGAUGAGAUGGACCGAGAGUGGGCCAACCUGAGAUACUCGUUGGUGUCUCUGUUGUUGGCGAAUCCCCAACUCUCGAAAGUAGUCCUCUCCGAUACCGAGAAAACUAGACGGAUCUCCAUUCGUCUUGGUGUCACUUCUGUAUCCAAUUUACAUGUCUCACGCAGCGAUAACGAGUUCAGCCUCAAGCGCGUUGGUUCAAUACUCGCACAAUCGGGCCUGAUUUCUUCCCGACACGUAGAAUCUUGGCAUGAACUCUCUGCCUCUGUUCCUGAUCUCACCGUUCGAGCAGCAAUUUCCCUUUUGCCCAGCCCAACUCGAAAAGUUCAAUUCAUCUCAUUAGGGAAAGAAUCUUUGUUGUCACGCAGCAACUCGAACGUCUUGUACGAUGAGGUCAACCGGUUGUUUACGCUGUCCGACUUUGGGAAUGUUGGUGCCCUCUCCGACGCAAUUUCGAGCACCAGCCCAGCGGCCUCAGUGAGUCGGCAGGAUGCUCCUAGUGAUAAAAGUACCAGAAGCUGGUCAAAGCCUAUCAACAAGUGGCCGAUGUUUUAUAUACGCGUUGAAACGAGCAUUGCUCUUCAGCGAGACAAUGAUGGAUGCGAGCACUUUCCAGAAUCUGACAAGUCAAUUCAACGCAUUGUCGAUGUGCUUGGGGCCAUGGUUUACGAGUUUCUGAAGCAGCACAAUAUGCGACCCCGUACGGCCAAGCGGCAAGCACUUACAUCGGAUCGGACUAGGAGCGUUCGCUCUACAGAAUCCAAUGUUUCCGAAAUGGCUUAUAAUUCCAUGCGUCAGGGUAAGACAGCGUCAACGACUGAAGACGCUUUGAGUGACCGCGUGAAACUUCCAUCGUUUCCAAGACUUCAAUCGAUUAAUUCUGGUCAGAGUUUUACCAAUUGGUCUAGGACCAAAGCCGCACAAGAUCAUCGGGUACAUUUUCCUACUCCGCGGAUUCAGCAUUCGCGUGUUGAAUCCGAAACGAGUGAGCAGGAUAUGCCCCUGGCUACUUUAACUGGGUCAGAAACAGACCGGGACACAGAUUGCCUAGACUUUGAAGUCUCGUCUGGGUUUCCCAAGUCACAGCCCGCAGAUCAAGACAUGACCAGAACGAAGGAUGAUUCUGAUGACCUGUCUGCAAAUAAGAUGAUUACAUGGGUUGAUCCGCAUACAAAAUUAGUCUAUCUCAUCAACUCUCGCACGGGUCAAACGACAAAUCCUCGACAAUCAACGCCUCUUCGGAAUCUUCGUUCCACAGAUUCUCUUGGUGCCUCGUCGAAACUUCCAACACAGAGCUUUUGGGUAGAAAACAUACUAGGCGCAUGGGAGAACCCUGCGUUUAAUCGAACAGAAAUGCCUAUACCAAGUUUGGGUCUAGAUUCUACUGGUGAACGGAAUGGGGCUACUUCACAUGAUUGUUUCAAGGGUAUUGAGUCCCUGGAGACAGCACGGGUUGCGAAACACCGGGGGAAGCUUCGACGUCGUGGUCUCCAAACCGCAGAGGUCAUUGCCCAGGUGGACAAAAAGUUCAUUCUUGCCAAAGUACAUACUGCUGGCCAGGAGCUUGACGGGGAGCAGGGUUCAAACGAUGUUCUGCUUUUAAUUGACCAACAUGCUGCGGACGAGCGAUGCCGAGUUGAGCAGCUGUUUGGCGAUAUGUUUGUUUCUCCCGAUAAAACAGCGAAUCUCAAUCAGGAUACCCAAGUGCGAACUGUUCAAAUCGCUUCUUCAGCAUUUGAAGUCUCAUCCACAGAGGGUGAUCUUUUUCAAAAGUAUAGGAAGUUCUUCUCGGCCUGGGGUAUCCUGUAUACGGCCGAAUUGAAAGCCAAAUCUACUGCUAGAGUAACGGUGCACACUCUGCCUGCACUUAUAGCUGAGCGCUGUCGUCUAGAACCUCAUGUACUGGUCGACUUGAUGAGACGUGAGAUUUGGUCAAGCGAGGAGAAUGAGAAGAAGCCAUUUCGUUCAAAAAGCCCCUUUGCAACUAAAGAGCUGGAACAGGGCUCGGAUUUGUCUGACUGCGAAGAUAUGAUACCCAAACGAAAAACAAAACGCUCUAAUUCCCCUCCAUGGGUUCAGCAGAUGAAUGGAUGCCCUGACGGCAUCGUUGAACUGCUGAAUUCUCGCGCCUGUCGCACUGCUAUCAUGUUCAACGAUCCCCUCAGCAUUGAGGAGUGCCAAGCUUUAGUUGCUCAGCUGGCUCAAUGUGCCUUUCCAUUCCAGUGUGCCCAUGGGCGCCCUUCAAUGGUCCCAAUACUUGAUCUUCGUUCCCUCCCCAACACCACCGCACCCCUGCCUCUGCAUUUGAAUACCAGUGCAACAGGCUCUCACGAUGACAAAACGGAUUUGGACUUCGUGGAGGCGUUCCGGUCUCAGUAUGUAACAUAG